AUGGUGGUGGCCAGUGACGUUUUCCCGCUUGUGCAUGCUCUGCUGACCGGCGCCGGUCUCAAGAAGUCGGCGGCCGCGCUGGCCAAGGAGGCCAAGCUUCAGCCCAAGGCCUUCAAGAGCGAACACGACCUGCUGGAUGUGUACAAUUUCUAUCUGAUGCACAACAUGAAGAAGGCCAAGGUGCCGGCCACGUCGGUGGAAGAAUCCUCCAGCUCGGACUCGGAUUCGGAUGACGACUCGGAUGACUCUUCCGACUCGGACGAUUCCUCGGAUGAUUCUUCGGACGAGGAGGAGAAGCCAAAGUCCAACAAACGUAAGGCUGAAGCUCCUGCUGCUGAGAAGAAGAACAAGAAGGCGAAACGUGACGAGUCCAGUUCAGACGACAGCUCGUCGGACUCUUCGGAUUCUUCGGACUCUGAUUCGGAUUCCGAUUCGGAAUCGGAAGAUGAGGAGGCUCAGAAGAAGGAGGCUGCACGUCGCGAACAGGCUGCCAAGGCCGCUCUGGAGUGGCAACCCAAGAAGAUCGAGAAGGUGGCCACCGAGGCAAAGACAGCAGGUACCCCGUUCCAGCGUGUGGACGGCGAGUUCUGGUCGCAGAAGAUCGUGGACGACACGCUGCGUGACAACAGCUACGAAGGCACUUUCGGCGCGGACGGUGUCGGUGUGAAGGCCAACAACAAGUUGCUUAAGACGCGUGGUAAGGACUUCACGAAGGGCAAGAACAAACUCAAACGCUCGACGUACAUGUGCGGUGCCAUCAGUAUGGCUUCCAACUCGUUCAAGUUUGAGGACUAG
This is a messenger RNA of Phytophthora infestans T30-4, 795 nucleotides long. RefSeq lists its product as uncharacterized. The transcript has 4 exons. The record is from RefSeq and is a predicted model, not a curated record. NCBI's taxonomy places the organism in Eukaryota, Oomycota, Peronosporomycetes, Peronosporales, Peronosporaceae. The coding region runs from base 1 to 795 and encodes 264 amino acids.